This is a messenger RNA of Pseudo-nitzschia multistriata, 1869 nucleotides long. The record is from the annotation of a GenBank genome assembly. Lineage: Eukaryota; Bacillariophyta; Bacillariophyceae; Bacillariales; Bacillariaceae.
AAUACUUGUGUACCCGUCCCUGAGCUGCACCAUAUGUUCCAUACUGUGUUGUAAGUUGUAAGAUAUAACCACUGACCACAGAGGUCAGUAGUUCCUGUACUUCGUACAGAACUACGUGAUAUUUCAUUAAGCGCGCACCCAAUCAAAAAAUACCGUUGCAGAAAAAAAUAUGGUCUUGUUAGGUGUUACGGUUUGAUGAUGAACUUGUAUCUCGAUCAUUGAUGUGAUUGUUCCGUCUCUUCGUUUCCCCGUCAUCACAGUACGGUACUCGUACGUAAUAUGUACUCAUACCCCCAUGUAAUAGUACUAGAAAUAAUCAUUACUUCUUCGUACUUCCACCAACCAGAAUCAAAGAACGACAAACGAUGAAGUGAUGAGACGACAUACCCGUACCUGAUACCUUCAUCGGCAGUUUCGGCAUCAUUCCAAUUUUUUUAACACCACAAUCGCAAAUUAGGUUUGCUGCUCUUUACUUGUUUCUUUAGACUACGAUGAAGUCCGCAAGAGGUCACACCGGUAGCUCUAGUUCUCCAAUCCUGAUAAGAGGAGCUAUGUUGCUACACAGGGUCGCAGAAUUUGCGAUUUUUGCGGUGCUCGCUAUCGCCACGACCACGAUUUUUUCGAACGUUGUGGCGGGAAGAGGAGGAGUUGGUCCGGUGGCAGCGGAAUCAUCGACCGCGGGGCCGUUUGCGGAUGCCUUUGCUCCGACGUACAUCGCUCCGGCCAUUUCGAGACACGCUCGGCACUAUGUCUCCAUCCACACAAACACCAGACCAGAGUCUCCCGGAGGUUCUUCCCUUGCCGCCUUAGCGGCGGCAAGCGAUGUCCCGAGACUCGGCCCGGACGAUCUGGAAACCCUGAAGUCACAGGGAUACGUCGUUGUCGAAGACUUUCUGCCGAGCGACUCGGAAUGGAAGAAUUCCCUCCGUUCCGAUGUUUUGCAGCUGAGAGAGAAGAACAAAUUCAAGAUAGCCAGAAUCGGGCAGGACUCGACCAACACGCUCAACGAGGAGAUUCGGGUCGCCGAGACCUGCUUCCUGGGCCGCAACAAGGCCGAGUUGAGGGACGUUCCCAGCGCCGACCGAGAACGCCUCUACGAUGUCCUGGACGCCCUGCGACAGGACCUGGAGGACCACGGCGCAAAGGGAAACAAGCUCGACGAGGGCCUGUCGGAAUUCCUGUACGCCUACUACCCCACCGGUGGCUUUUACCGCCGGCACCGUGACGCCAUCAAGGGAUCCGCCAGCUUUCUCCGGGAGUAUUCGCUGCUCCUGUACCUGAACGACGAUUCCUACGACGCCGAGACCGACGGGGGCCGGCUGCGGAUCCACAUGGAUUCCGGGGGCGACUUUUUGCCGGCCGGGGAAGCCCCUCUUUUCCAGGACGUGGACGCCUGCGGGGGGACGCUGGUCCUCUUCGAGUCCGACCGGUUCCCCCACGAGGUUCUGGACACGGUCCGGGAACGCUUCGCGGUGGUGGGGUGGUACAACCGUCCCAUGUCGAUCGGGGACCUGGCCUCCAUCAACAGCGAAAGCGGCGGCGUCGGGGACAGCGCCUCGGAUCCCAUUCGGCUGGCCGGCCUAGCGGUGGCAGCUGGUCUGGUGACGGUCGGCCUAAUCAACCUGUUGGGAUCGUAAUGCGUGGCUUGGCAUGGCAUGGCAUCGCAACAGAACAGAACAGAACAGAACCACCGCCAGGGUUGUGUAUUUGUGUUCUCUGUAUGCCUAUUUUCUUCCGCGAGGCAAAGAAUCGCAGUGCCGAAGGCUAUUGCGUACGGAAGUGCAACCCAAGAACUAACACACGGUCGUUACAGACCGAAUGCCAUAAUGCAAUAGGAUAGACAACGGUGCAAUGCUAUACAACAUAUUU